This is a messenger RNA of Colletotrichum orchidophilum, 393 nucleotides long. RefSeq lists its product as uncharacterized. NCBI's taxonomy places the organism in Eukaryota, Fungi, Ascomycota, Sordariomycetes, Glomerellales, Glomerellaceae. The coding region runs from base 1 to 393 and encodes 130 amino acids. The transcript has a single exon. The record is from RefSeq and is a predicted model, not a curated record.
AUGCGAUCCCCAGACUCUCAGACGUUCCAAGUGGCCAUGUGGUUCACAUCAGAUGCUCCUUGCAGACGAACCAGUCCAAAUCCACUGCCGACUUCAUUCCAUCGCCUCCAGAGUAACCUCUUUGUUUCCCCAAGAUCCACUCAAGAGCCCAAACAACAUCGGCUUUGUCUCAUGGCGAUUGGCCGGGGCGGCUGUAGACAUGCAGUUGGAUCAGACCAGCCACCACAUCACUCCGGGAUGAGCAUGUUCGGUCUGCUUUCAUCCGUGAUGAUUGGCUCGAGACGGCCGGCCGGCCGGCUACCCCACACUCCCCGAGCCAAUUUUCCUCAAAUGAUACGACGCCGAGCAUCUACCCCGGUCGAUCGUGGGUUGUCUGGGGUUAAAGUCGCCUAG